Molecule: messenger RNA, 495 nt
Organism: Necator americanus (New World hookworm)
Lineage: Eukaryota; Metazoa; Nematoda; Chromadorea; Rhabditida; Ancylostomatidae
Exons: 5
Coding region: 1-495 (164 amino acids)
Source: RefSeq, a predicted model, not a curated record
AUGCAAAAGACGGUUCAUUGUAAUUACUUUGCAUUACGUGGUGGUGGUGCAGUAAUGUCGGAAGGAAGACCAGAGAAAGAACGAGCAAAGACUGAUGAAGUUUCAAAGCGAACUCAGCCAGAACGGAAAGACGCAUCGGAGAAGAUUGUACAAAGCGGUGGAGAAUCUCUUGAAGAAUUCACUGAUCAAGAAUGGGAAACUGGUGCUACUGCAAUGCCGGCAGAGCUUCUCAAUGUUGAAAAAAAACCGAAUAUCGUGAAUGUUUUCGUGGGACCAAGGGAAAGAGGAGAAACAUUUACGCAACAUCCCGCAAAGAAACCACAAAAUGAAAGCAGCACAGAUAAGAAGGAUCCCAUUCAACAGCUGGUUCGACAUAUUCUUCAAAUUAUAUGUGCUAAGAGAGUAGAAUCACAAACAGAGGUUGAUGUUUUCUUGAAGGUCCGUGAUGAUCCUAAACGUGCAAUCAAUCUAGAAGAAUCAGCGUUCUCUGAAUAA